CCCCCGUCCCCCCCCCGUCCCCCCGUCAUGGCUGUCCUUUGGCCUCCUGCAGCCUGUCCGUCCUGCAGGUUCCAGUACGCGCUCACCAAAGGCGGCUGCUUGCUCUUUAGCUGCUCGCAGUGCCGCUACCAGUUCUGCAGCGGCUGCAACAACCCGUACCACAAGACGGUCUGUAAGGCGGCGCAGUGCAUCUGCCCCGGGCUGCAUGCUCAUCACCCGCGGGACUGCCUCUUCUACCUCAGGGACUGGGAGCCCCCCCGCCUACAGGCUCUGCUGCAGAGGAGCGGCGUGGACUUCAACACGGAUCCUUCUGACGGAUCUCAGUCCGAGGCUUGCUGUGUGAUGGAGCAGAAGGACGAUAAGGUGGAGUCUCCGUGUGGCCUCCGCACGCAGCCGGGACAGGCCGGCCUCUGCGAGAAGCACUACAAGGAGUACCUGGUGAGCCUCAUCAACGCCCACUCCCUGGACCCCGCCCCCCUCUACGAGGCCAGCGAGGUCAUCAGGGCCUGCGAGCGCUACCUGGUGGACACGCAGAGGGGGGGGGACGAGGACGAGGACGUCUUCCUCGCUCGACUCCUCAAGAAACUGAUGGAGGUUCCUCUUGGGGAAAAAGUUCCUCGGAACAAAUAGAAGUUUUUGCAGCAGAUCUGUUAGUUUUUAAUUCUACGCAAGUCUCCAAAUGUCGGCUGUGUUCCAAACGUCGGAGGCAGCUUCGGGAUCUGUGGUCUUAGUUCCCAUCGUCAUGACGAUGACCUGAUUACCAAAUGCUUCGCUUCUUUGUUAUCUCGGUUUUUCAUAGAUACUUAUAAUACAUAUUCAGAGGAAUUUAUUUGACGUGUGAAAUUCAAAUAUGAUGAUUUGUUUCCACUUUUUGGAAAUGUAUGUUUAAAAUACACAGAAAGAAAUCAGAAAUAUAAAGGGUGAGAAUAUUUGUAAUCUGUUGGUUUUAUAUGCGACUGGUGAAUAGAUGAAUAAAGAAAUGAUUAUUUUGAA
Gasterosteus aculeatus aculeatus (three-spined stickleback) is the source of this 993-nucleotide messenger RNA. The record is from RefSeq and is a predicted model, not a curated record. NCBI's taxonomy places the organism in Eukaryota, Metazoa, Chordata, Actinopteri, Perciformes, Gasterosteidae.